GAGGCAAGACGUGUCGUAAACAUUGAAAGUUGUAACACUUACUAGAAAUUUAAAUUAAUAUCAGUUUUGGGGGUUUAAGUAGUGAUGUUGAUUAGUGUAGCCCUGUGAUCGUAGAAUUCGCGUUAUGCACGCAAUGAGUGAUCCAGCUGCUUUGGCAGGAAUGUUACCAUUCGAUUCCAUCGGACUAUAUGAGCAGCCGAAACCAAGAUUUAUUUUCAAAAUGCCGCGUGUUGUUCCGGAUCAGAAAGCAAAAUUUGAAUCCGAUGAUCUGUUCAAGAGACUGAGCCGAGAAAGUGAGGUGAGAUAUACGGGAUACCGCGACCGUCCGCCCGAGGAGCGCCAGAUGCGGUUCACAAGCGGUUGUCGGGAAGGCCACACUGAGAUAGCCUUCACGGGCACCGGCACCAAUUUGCAACUUGUGUUCGACCACUCGCCCUACAAUAAUCGCGGCUGCGACUUUCAGAAGGAAUCCGGAAAGGCCCACAUUGUAUCCCGAUUUAUCAUGAACGGUGUUUGUGUGCGGUGGCGAGGCUGGAUUGACCUGGAGCGUCUGGACGGUGCCGGUUGCUUGGAACUCGACGAGGAACGGGCAGCAAUCGAGGACGCUGCGCUAAGAGACCAAAUAGAACGUUACAACCAGCGGCUGAGAGAUUUCGAAGAAAAACAGCGUGCCUAUCGAGAACAUGGAGAGGAACUCAGGGCUCACUCGCAAGUCCACGCUCAGCGCUGCCAUCAAGCUCGCCAACCACCGCAUCCUAGCCACCCCGCACAUCCGCAUGCAACGCACCCUGUCCACAUAAAGCCACAUUCCCAAGGCGCUCUUAUUUCAUAAGGACAAGCUCAAUGUAAUAUCAUGUAUCAAUCAAUAUCCAAAGCUUAUACAAGUUAAUCUUACUUACCUUACUAGUUCUGUAGUUUAUCUUACUUAUUAGAUGUUAAAUAGGUGCUUACGAGUACUAGAAAUGUGAAAGCGUGUUUGUUGUCUUGUCCUUCGAUCAACAAAGCAACCGAUUUAAAUGUUUCUUUACAUACAUAAUGAAGUUUAUGGGGCACUCUCGGUGUCACUAAAAGUAAUUAUAUUAUUACCUAUUAGUAUUUUAAUUGGUAAAUGAACGGACUUUUAUAAAAGUCCUUCCAAUAAUAGGUACAACUUCCCGCAAAGUCAGUAAUACCUAUAUAUUAUCAUUUAUGUACGUGUAAUAAAUGAAAGCUAUAGAAGUUUAUGAAUGUAUGUACCUAUUAAGAAAAUCGAGUUGCAAUUUUAGUUGAGUAGAAUAAAUUUAAUAAUAAUUAUUAUUAAUUAAUUUUUAAAAACACUUGAUAUUAAAAUAUUCAUUAGGUAUAUUGUGUAGGUAGAUUCAUACUUCUAAUAUCAACCUAUUAGUAAAACAAUCAUCUAUCUAAAAAUAAAAGAAGUACCGGCUCGUAAUACCUGUAAGAGUCAUUAGUUGAUAGUCUUUACCAUUAGUUAUUAUAGCGUUUGAGAAUUUUAUCGAGUCUAUAGAAAAAAAACGUUUAACUAACUCUUAGGUGAUAACUAUUGGUGAACAGUUGAUGUAUGCCUAGGAAUCUGCUUAGAUUAGGCGUUAUGUAGGCAUUACCAAUUGGGCCAAUCAUGUUUUUUUCGCUAUGAAAUUCAAAUCGCAAGACCUUUUCACUAUAAUACCUGUAAACAGACUUGGUGAAGUAAGUGUGGGGUACGGGGAAGCGAAGUUAAACACUGAAACUAUGAGACCUGUUCCCCUAAAACUAAGCGAUUUUUACAGAAUGAUGAUAAAAAAGCAAAAAAGAUGUGUGUUUCGUAAAAUAGGCCAGUAACUAAGCUGUGUAAGCAGCCCUAUUCAGUAUUUUCCAGAAAUUACUAUGUGAUGCAGAGAAACCAUUAUUUGCGUUUAACCUAGCUCCUAACUGAUACGAUGGUUUGGGCAAUGAAUGACAGUUGGCGACGAUACUUAAAAAACCGUUAAUCAAGGGUAUAUAUGUAACCAGUUAACUUGAAACAUAGAUUCUAUAGUCAAUUCAUUAUAUUGCAGAAUAGGUCUGUAGUUCCUUAGUAAAACAAUUACUUUUUGACUUUCAAUCAUUUUAGGAUUUGACUAGGAUCUGCGCUUUUAGGAUUUGAACGUAAAUAAAAAUCAGGCCCUUGGAAUAUUAUGUUUAUCUAUAAUUUUUUUUUAAAUGCAUAUAAUAAUUUCGGAACCGACAGGAUUCGAACUCUCGGUAAUCGCGGCCAGAGCGCUUUAAUACUAAGCUACGGUUCUCUAAUGCCGAAAUUAAUAUAUGCCCUCUGUAUCAGUCUUAUAGUGACUGUAUAUAAUUGUACCUUUUGUUUAUGUUCACUUUGAUAAGUGAUGUUAUUUCAUUUUAAGAUUAUUGAUUUUAUAUUGUAACUAAG
Molecule: messenger RNA, 2395 nt
Organism: Pararge aegeria (speckled wood butterfly)
Lineage: Eukaryota; Metazoa; Arthropoda; Insecta; Lepidoptera; Nymphalidae
Product: protein big brother-like
Exons: 3
Coding region: 125-832 (235 amino acids)
Biological process (GO): regulation of transcription by RNA polymerase II
Cellular component (GO): core-binding factor complex; nucleus
Molecular function (GO): sequence-specific DNA binding; transcription coactivator activity
Source: RefSeq, a predicted model, not a curated record